AUGUACCGAGUUUGGUCAUUAGACUCAGGAGCAGGAUCUGGUUGUCCUAAUUAUAGAGGUUACGAUUGUAUAAGGAAAAAUCAAAUCGAUUGGAUUGGUUAAGAGUUCAACAAAAUUUCUAAGGAUGAUCCAAGCAGAGGAAAGGGUAUUCUUUUCAUGCACAUCCCAAUCCAGGAGUAUUUAUAUAUGUUUAACGAAGGAAAUAUUGUUGGAAAAGCAGGAGAGGAAAUUUGCUGCUAAGCAGGUAAUACUGGUUUGUUUCAGGUUAUUAAAGACACUAAUGGAGUCGAUUGGAUUUCUAGUUGUCAUGAUCAUCACAAUGAUUUUUAUGGAAUCUACAAAGGUAUUACUAUGGCAUAUGGUAGAAAGACUGGUUACGGUCAAAUAGGACCCAAUGGAUUGAAAAAAGGAGCAAGAGUGUUUGAAAUUUCUAUUGAUCCUCAUUAUUAAGUAAAAACUUGGAUUAGAUAAGAGGAUAAAUCAAUUGAUUAUUAGGAAGAAUAUAUAGACAAGCCGUUUAUACCCUAAACUUAGGACUAUUGCUGUGUAUAGUCUGAUAUACUUAGAUUCUUAAACUACAAGUUAAUAAUGGUAAUUUUGCUGGGAAUUACCUAUUUCCUUGCUGAUUCUCUAAUGUUUAGACAAAAAUAAAGGGGAAGAAUUAAUAAAAAUAAAGAUAGCAAGCAAUGCAUAGUCGCUGUUGAAUGA
Stylonychia lemnae is the source of this 708-nucleotide messenger RNA. NCBI's taxonomy places the organism in Eukaryota, Ciliophora, Spirotrichea, Sporadotrichida, Oxytrichidae. The record is from the annotation of a GenBank genome assembly.